ACAUAUUUCUACAAUAAAAAAUAGCCCAAAAAUCUGGAAAAAAAUCAGAUAGAAUUACUCAACAAAAAAUGGUGAAAUUGAUUCUAUUUGUGAAUUUGAUUUUGAUUUUUAUCAUUUCUGUAAAUUCUCAAAUUCCAUAUGGAUUCUGGUACAGCGGCGAUGGCGAAAUCGAUUUAACAAAAUCAAUAGUAAUCGAAGCUUUUUUAGAUCCAGUUUGCCCAGACAGUAGAGAUUCAUGGCCGCCUCUGAAAAAAGCUCUGCAUCACUACGGUUCUCGUGUUUCUCUUGUUGUUCAUACUUUUCCUUUGCCUUACCAUGACAAUGCAUAUACUACCUCGCGCGCGUUGCACAUUGUCAAUAAGUUGAAUUCUUCUGCCACAUACAGAUUACUAGAGGCUUUCUUUGAUCAGCAGGACAAGUUUUAUAACCAUGCGACGUUCAACUUGUCCAAAGCAUCUGUUGUAGAUGAAGUCGCAAAAUUUACAUCAAAUGAAAUUGGGAAUUCGAAUUACGCUGCUAUAAAGGCUGGAUUUUCUGACCCCAAAACUGAUCAAGCAACAAGAAUUUCCUUCAAGUAUGGUUGUAAGAAAGGCGUAUAUGGGGCACCUUUUUUCUUCGUAAACGGGUUUCUUCUACCUGAUGGUGGCUCACCAUUGGACUACAAAACAUGGAGAGAUGUCCUUGAUCCAUUGAUUCCACCUGAAGAACAAUCAAGGACUGAAAAUUUGAAUUUCUUCUUGUGAAUCUGCACUCAUUAUCACCUAAGGUUCUGAGCUAGAGAGACAAAUUAAACCCAAUAGUUCUUAUGUGUAGUUAUAUAAUGAAGUUUAUUACUUCUAUAUCUUAUGGUUUUCCUUUAGCGUCUAUCAAAAACAGCCUGUCUAUCGUUGGGAAUAGGGGUAAGGGUCUAUAUUAUAAUCUACCCUCUCUAGACAUGACUUUGUGUAACUACAUUAGGUAUGUUAUUGUUGUUCUUAUAUAUCUUAUGGUUAUGGAAAUGAAAAUACUAAUUUGAUGGUGAAA
Messenger RNA from Solanum lycopersicum (tomato), 1023 nucleotides. RefSeq lists its product as uncharacterized. Lineage: Eukaryota; Viridiplantae; Streptophyta; Magnoliopsida; Solanales; Solanaceae. The record is from RefSeq and is a predicted model, not a curated record.